This is a messenger RNA of Pistacia vera, 1701 nucleotides long. Its product is annotated as serine decarboxylase-like. The record is from RefSeq and is a predicted model, not a curated record. Gene Ontology annotation, biological process: carboxylic acid metabolic process. The coding region runs from base 125 to 1582 and encodes 485 amino acids. NCBI's taxonomy places the organism in Eukaryota, Viridiplantae, Streptophyta, Magnoliopsida, Sapindales, Anacardiaceae. The transcript is spliced from 6 exons. Gene Ontology annotation, molecular function: pyridoxal phosphate binding; carboxy-lyase activity.
UCGUCUUACAAACGGUACUGCAAAAACCAACUCUCUCGUUUGUACCGGAGCUUCUAUCUCUCCGUUCUUGAACGAACAAACGAACGAAUCCACCGCCUCAAUCUUCUCCGAUCAGGUCGUGCAAAUGGAAGUGGAAACUAGUUUGAAGCACGUGAACGGAGCCAUGGCGGAGAUCUUUUCGAGAGAUUUCAAUCCGACGGCUGUGGUGUCUGAGCCGUUGCCUCCGGUUGUGGCUGAGGAGAACGGAGGGCUUGUGAAGAUUAUUGCUGAGUCUGAGAUGGAGAGUGAGAGUGAGAGAGAGAUUGUGCUCGGGAAGAACGUGCACACCACGUGCCUAGCUGUCACGGAGCCGGAAGCUAACGACGAGUUCACCGGUGACAAAGAGGCUUACAUGGCUGGCGUCUUGGCUCGCUACAGGAAGACUUUGGUCGAACGGACUAAGCACCAUUUAGGUUAUCCCUAUAAUCUUGACUUCGAUUAUGGUGCCCUUGGUCAGUUGCAGCAUUUCUCCAUCAACAAUCUUGGGGAUCCAUUUAUUGAAAGCAACUAUGGUGUUCAUUCAAGACAGUUUGAAGUUGGUGUUUUGGAUUGGUUUGCUCGUCUAUGGGAAAUAGAGAAAGAUGAAUACUGGGGAUACAUUACAAAUUGUGGUACAGAAGGCAAUCUUCAUGGCAUUUUAGUUGGGAGGGAGGUGUUUCCGGAUGGGAUUCUGUAUGCAUCAAAAGAGUCCCAUUAUUCUGUCUUUAAAGCUGCACGUAUGUAUAGAAUGGAAUGUGUUAAGGUUGACACUCUGAUGUCUGGUGAAAUUGAUUGUGCCGAUUUCAAAGUUAAACUACUUGCGCACAAGGACAAACCGGCUAUUAUCAAUGUUAAUAUAGGAACAACUGUGAAAGGAGCUGUUGAUGACCUUGAUCUUGUGAUACAAACGCUUGAAGAAAGUGGAUUUAAGCAUGAUUGCUUCUAUAUUCAUUGUGAUGGAGCUUUAUUCGGACUCAUGAUGCCCUUUGUUAAACGUGCUCCAAAGGUUAGUUUCAAGAAACCCAUCGGAAGUGUGUCUGUCUCUGGCCACAAGUUUGUGGGAUGCCCAAUGCCUUGUGGUGUUCAGAUAACAAGGAUGGAGCACAUCAAUGCUCUCUCAAGGAAUGUCGAGUACCUUGCUUCAAGGGAUGCCACGAUCAUGGGAAGCCGAAAUGGCCAUGCUCCUCUCUUCCUCUGGUACACCCUCAAUAGAAAAGGAUACAAAGGCUUCCAGAAAGAAGUCCAGAAGUGUCUUAGAAACGCUCACUACUUGAAGGACCACCUUCGAGGUGUUGGUAUCAGUGCCAUGUUGAAUGAACUUAGCAGCACAGUUGUGUUUGAGCGUCCUCAAGAUGAAGAGUUUGUUCGAAAGUGGCAGCUUGCCUGCCAAGGUAAUAUCGCUCAUGUUGUGGUUAUGCCUAGUGUCAACAUUGACAAACUAGACGAUUUCUUGAACGAGUUGGUUGAGCACCGCUCAACCUGGUACGAGGGGGGAAAGGCUCAGGCUCCUUGCAUUGCGGCAGAUAUAGGAACUGAAAAUUGCUGUUGUUCUCUCCAUAAGUGAUAGAUUGUUUGCAUGCAUUAGCUCUCCAUAAGCGAUAGAUUGUUAUUGCUUGGGAUUAUUUGUCUGUUGUCUUGUUUGUAUCAAAAUUCUUGAUUUUAAUAGAAUCUGGAUUUGUUUUA